Molecule: messenger RNA, 1452 nt
Organism: Symbiodinium sp. CCMP2592
Lineage: Eukaryota; Dinophyceae; Suessiales; Symbiodiniaceae
Source: the annotation of a GenBank genome assembly
AUGCCUGCAGUGAGCUCCCGUGAUCUGGGCCGGGUUGCUGCGGCGACAUGUCUGACAGCGGGCGCUCUGCUGGCGAUUGAGGUGAUCAGAAUCAAGCGACGACGUGGGCCCAAGAACUUCAGGGACUACGUGCCGCUGGAGUCUUCUCGGGCCGAGGGUGAGGACUGCACCCGCGACCGCUUCUCGCAGAAGAAACUCCCGAAGCGCAUCGACGUGGUGGUGGUGGGCUCGGGGAUCGGAGGUCUGUACCUGGCUGCCCUGCUGGCAAAGUCUGGCCGAGCGGUGCUGGUCUUGGAGCAGCAUUAUGUCGCUGGCGGCUGCACGCACGAGUUUACAGACAAAGGGUGGACCUUCGACACAGGUGUGCACUACGUGGGGCGCGUGGAGAAGUAUGGAAAGCUGCUGGACCUCGUGUCUGACGAGCCGAUCAAGUUUGCACAGCUCGGAAGUCAGUCGGAUGGCUUCGUCUACGAUCGCAUCAAGCUCGGAGAGGAGCCGGUCCAGGCUCUUCGGGCUGGGCGGCAGCACUUCAUUGAGGACCUCCAGAAGCGCUUUCCGGAGGAGAAGGAGGCCAUCGAAAAGUACGUGGAGCUGGUCACCAAGUGCAACAAGGGGGCGGAGCUCCACUUCUUCGGGAAGCUCUUUGCGCGCCCCCUGGAGCUGCUCCUGGAUCUCUUCCUUGGUGGCAAGUUCAAGAAGCUCGCCACCCGAACGGCGAAGGAGGUGCUGGACGAGCUCUUCUCCUCGGAACUGCUGAAGUCCAUCCUUCUCGGCCAAUUCGGUGACUAUGGCAUGAGGCCUUCUGCUGCUUCCUUCUUCAUCCACUCGGGCAUCGUCAGCCACUACCUGGAGGGCGGCUACUACCCCGUUGGUGGUCCCCAAAGGAUCAGCCGCGGUCUCAUCCGCACCAUCGAGAAAGCCGGGGGCCGGGUCCUCGUUAACGCCCCCGUCGCCCGGGUGGAGGUGGCGCGGAAUCGGGUCACCGGCGUGACCCUCCGGAACGGCACUUACAUCCCGGCGCCCAUGGUGGUGUCCGCUGCCGGCGCGGAGGCUACGUCGAAGUUCUUCCCACAGUAUACCCCGCCCCAGAAGCUGCAGGGAGGCAUCAGCCACAUGUAUGCCUUCCUUGGCCUCCAUGGCACUGCAGAGGAGCUGGAGCUGAGUUCAUCAAACCUCUGGGCUUUGCCUUCUCCGAACAUCGAGAGGGACAUGGAAAGGUACUACGCCGAUCCUUGGCCCAUGGUCGACUCAGGCUCCCUACUGCUUUUCGUUGGCUUCCCUUCUGCCAAGGAUCCGGAGGCAGCGGCAAGGCAUCCGGGGAAAAGUACGUGCGUGAUCAUCACGGAGGCCAAAGAGGAGUGGUUCAGCAAAUGGAGGGAUGCCAAGCAGGGCAAGAGGGGUGCCGACUAUGAGCAGCUGAAGAAGCGAUUCGAGGACGCUGUGGGGCCUUAG